Eptesicus fuscus (big brown bat) is the source of this 4308-nucleotide messenger RNA. It is a transcript of the gene KLHL29, whose product is annotated as kelch like family member 29. Gene Ontology annotation, molecular function: protein binding. The record is from RefSeq and is a predicted model, not a curated record. Bases 424 to 3048 code for a protein of 874 amino acids. Lineage: Eukaryota; Metazoa; Chordata; Mammalia; Chiroptera; Vespertilionidae. The transcript has 14 exons.
AGCUAAGGACUGACUUCCCUCGCCGGGCAUCCUCCCUGGGCUGCCGGGAGGCGGCGGCGGAGGAGAAGAAGAAGGAGAAGGAAAGGGGGAGACGGCGGAGGGCAGGAACGCGAGGAGGUGGACCUGGAUCCGUUCCUCCCGGCCAGGACCCGAGCGGCCCCCGCUCCCGCUCCCCGCCGGCGCCGUGCGCUCUCCAUCAGCCCGCCUGCGCCCACCCGCGAUCCCCGGCUCGCCACGCACCGGGCCGGGGCCGGAGCCGCGCGGCAGGAGACGGUCUGGCCUCCUAGGGAUGCUCACGCUGCGCUAAGUGCUGGUGGCCCUCGAAGGUUUUGCAUCUUGAGGACGAAUCCCGAGCUUGCCAGAGACGGACGGUGCAAGGUCCGGCCUCUGUUCCCCCGUGAGGAGCCCCCGCGGCCCACCGAGAUGUCCCGGCACCACAGCCGCUUCGAAAGAGACUACCGGGUGGGCUGGGACCGCCGCGAGUGGAGUGCCAACGGGACGCAUGGGACCACCAGCAUCUGCAGCGCCACCGCCGGGGCCGGCGGCACCGCCAGCAGCCUCAGCGCCCGGCCCGGCCUCCUGCCCCUGCCAGUGGUGCCCUCCCGGCUGCCCACGCCCGCCACAGCCCCCGCGCCCUGCACCACGGGCAGUGGCGAGGCCAUCACCAGCCUCGUGGCCAGCCCUGCCUCUGCCACCACCACCAAGGCGCCCGGCAUCUCCAAAGCAGACAGUCAGUCCCAGGGACUCACGACCAGCAUCCGGUGGGGGCAGACGCCCAUCAAUCAGGCCACGCCCUGGGACACGGAUGAGCCGCCCUCCAAACAGAUGAGGGAGAGCGACAAUCCAGGCACAGGGCCGUGGGUGACCACGGUGGCCGCCGGGAGCCAGCCCGCCCUGAUCGCACACUCCUAUGGAGUGGCCCAGCCUCCCACCUUCAGCCCGGCUGUGAACGUCCAGGCCCCGGUCAUCGGGGUGACCCCCUCACUGCCUCCACACGUGGGGCCCCAGCUCCCGCUGAUGCCAGGCCAUUACUCGCUGCCACAGCCGCCCUCUCAGCCACUGAGCAGCGUGGUGGUCAACAUGCCCGCCCAGGCCCUGUAUGCCAGCCCGCAGCCCCUGGCCGUCUCCACGCUGCCUGGCGUGGGGCAGGUGGCCCGCCCGGGACCCACGGCGGUGGGCAACGGUCACAUGGCAGGGCCCCUGCUGCCUCCACCACCGCCAGCCCAGCCGUCGGCCACUCGCCCCAGCGGUGCCCCUGCCACCAACGGGCCCCCCACGACCGACUCCGCCCACGGGCUGCAGAUGCUGCGGACCAUUGGUGUGGGGAAGUAUGAGUUCACCGACCCCGGGCACCCCAAAGAAAUGUUGAAGGAAUUGAACCAGCAGCGCAGAGCGAAAGCCUUUACAGACCUGAAAAUUGUUGUUGAAGGCAGAGAGUUUGAAGUCCACCAAAAUGUUCUAGCUUCCUGCAGCUUGUAUUUCAAGGACCUGAUUCAAAGGUCGGUGCAAGACGGCGGCCAGAGCGGCCGGGAGAAGCUGGAGCUCGUCCUGUCCAACCUGCAGGCGGACGUCCUGGAGCUGCUGCUGGAGUUCGUGUACACGGGCUCCCUGGUCAUCGACUCGGCCAACGCCAAGACGCUGCUGGAGGCGGCCAGCAAGUUCCAGUUCCACACCUUCUGCAGAGUCUGCGUGUCCUUCCUGGAGAAGCAGCUGACGGCCAGCAACUGCCUGGGGGUGCUGGCCAUGGCGGAGGCCAUGCAGUGCAGCGAGCUCUACCACAUGGCCAAGGCCUUCGCGCUGCAGAUCUUCCCCGAGGUGGCGGCCCAGGAGGAGAUUCUCGGCAUCGCCAAGGACGACUUCAUCGCCUACAUCUCCAACGACAGCCUCAACACCAAGGCCGAGGAGCUGGUGUACGAGACGGUCAUCAAGUGGAUCAAGAAGGACCCUGCGUCCCGCGCACAGUACGCAGCGGAGCUCCUGGCCGUGGUGCGCCUGCCGUUCAUCCACCCCAGCUACCUGCUCAACGUGGUGGACAACGAGGAGCUGAUCAAGUCGUCGGAAGCGUGCCGGGACCUGGUCAACGAGGCCAAGCGCUACCACAUGCUCCCGCACGCCCGCCAGGAGAUGCAGACGCCCCGGACCCGGCCCCGCCUCUCCGCAGGCGUGGCUGAAGUCAUCGUCUUGGUUGGGGGCCGUCAGAUGGUGGGGAUGACGCAGCGCUCCCUGGUGGCCGUCACCUGCUGGAACCCACAGAACAACAAGUGGUACCCCUUGGCCUCGCUGCCUUUCUAUGACCGCGAGUUCUUCAGUGUGGUGAGCGCCGGGGACAACAUCUACCUCUCAGGUGGGAUGGAGUCAGGGGUGACGCUGGCCGACGUCUGGUGCUACAUGUCCCUGCUCGAUAACUGGAACCUCGUCUCCAGAAUGACGGUCCCCCGCUGUCGGCACAACAGCCUGGUCUACGAUGGGAAGAUUUACACCCUCGGGGGACUCGGCGUGGCGGGCAACGUGGACCACGUGGAGAGGUAUGACACCAUCACCAACCAGUGGGAGGCCGUGGCCCCGCUGCCCAAGGCCGUGCACUCCGCAGCAGCCACCGUCUGCGGCGGCAAGAUCUACGUGUUCGGCGGCGUGAACGAGGCCGGCCGAGCCGCGGGCGUCCUCCAGUCUUACGUCCCGCAGACCAACACGUGGAGCUUCAUCGAGUCCCCAAUGAUCGACAACAAGUACGCUCCCGCCGUCACCCUCAACGGCUUCGUGUUCAUCCUGGGGGGGGCUUACGCCAGAGCCACCACCAUCUACGACCCGGAGAAGGGGAACAUCAAGGCGGGCCCCAACAUGAAUCACUCUCGCCAGUUCUGCAGUGCCGUGGUGCUCGAUGGCAAGAUCUACGCGACGGGGGGCAUCGUCAGCAGCGAGGGGCCGGCGCUGGGCAACAUGGAGGCCUAUGAGCCCGCCACCAACACCUGGACCCUCCUCCCGCACAUGCCCUGCCCCGUGUUCAGACACGGCUGCGUCGUGAUCAAGAAAUACAUUCAGAGCGGCUGACGGCGGGACAGCCACGGAGACCGUGGACGAGUCCGGUGAGGCACGUGCUGCUCCCAGGAUCGGUUUUCGGCAACACCACCGAGGGGCCGACCCACAACCGGGACCUCGCCGCGCUCCGCGUUCGGCUACUCUGCACCGGGUGUCGCGUCGGGAGUCACCCCUGCCUUUGGGGGAACCGGGCUCAGCCCGGAGCACAGGGACCGACCAGCCGGCGCGGCCUCGGCUCCGCGGGCGGACUUGCUCUGACGGAGGCGCUCCCUCUGCCCGGUGCAAUAGAGUCUCACAUAUUUUUCAACUGGGAGAGAGCAGCUGUUUUUUCCUUCCUGCAGAGCAAGCUGGACCCUGGACCACCACCGAUCAGUCACCCCGUAACCAUCGUGGGCGGCAGGCUCCCUGGGAAUGAGAUCGAAGUGUCCUUAGCACUUUGACUCCUGUUUCGUUUUUAACCAGUCCACACUCCCGGUGGCCGAGAGCCAACAGGCACGAGGCUGCGAGGCUGCGGGUCCCCGCGCAGAGGCAGCCGUGGCCAGCCGUGGCCAGCCGUGGCCAGCCGUGGCCGGGGCCGCUGCAGGGGCAGCCGUAGGGACAGUUGGGAGAGCUGUCUGUCCUUCCCAGGUUUUUCUACCAGGUUUUUGCUGCAGAAGGACGAGAUGAUCGUGCUAGCUUUCUCUUAUCCAGUAAGAAGUAUUUAGCUUUCCAAGGCAUUUUCUUGAUAAACAAAAGGCUAUUUUUUAAGUACCGAGAGGAGGCGGCCAGGCGGGGGAGCGGGCGGGCGCCCCGGAGCUCUGAGGGGGUCCCGCCGGCGUGGCAGGGGCUCCAGUUUUUCUACGUGCAGAGGAGAGGCUCUCUCCUGGGGGGCACAGAGGCACCGUUUUAUUUUUAGAAAAAAGUAACUCCCAGACAGCCCCCUCAGGGCUGUGCCUCCUGGGGACACGGCCAGUAAAGAGGCUGUUCUAGCAGGAAAGCACCAGCUCCCUCCUGGGGGGAGGCUGAGGCCCGGGCCGGCGGGGCGGAGGCCGGGAGGACGUGUCCACAGGGCACAGGGGACUAUUUUUGAUAGGCACCUGCCACCGCGCGCUCAGGACGGGGCAGCCUUCUUAGACGAGCCGUGACCGCCGAGGCCUGGGGCGCGGGCAGAAUCUUCUAGCAGCAUAUGAACCCGAGAGAGGGGCGCCAGGAGGGAGGCCGCCUGCGGCUCAAAGGAGAACGGCCUCCCGCCGGUCCUCGGACCGCACACCGCACGCGGUGGUCAGUUUCCAU